Molecule: messenger RNA, 2906 nt
Organism: Megalops cyprinoides (Indo-Pacific tarpon)
Lineage: Eukaryota; Metazoa; Chordata; Actinopteri; Elopiformes; Megalopidae
Gene: dnm2a
Product: dynamin 2a
Exons: 21
Coding region: 213-2819 (868 amino acids)
Cellular component (GO): microtubule; cytoplasm; membrane
Molecular function (GO): microtubule binding; GTP binding; GTPase activity
Source: RefSeq, a predicted model, not a curated record
AGCCUGGAUGUGUUUUUUUGCGCUGCCAGUAACGACUGCUUCACCGCAAUUGUUUUUUUUCCGUCUAUCAUUUCCCCAUUCCCUUGACACCACUGAAUCAUUUUGACAAAGAACAGACUGAAACAGUUCCAAGGGCGGAAACUCGAGACUAAAAAGUAACCCGAGCUCUUCGCUGGUUUGUAGUCGGAAGACGAUCCGAGCCCAGAGGAGUCAUGGGGAACCGGGGCAUGGAAGACUUGAUUCCCCUCAUCAAUAAACUUCAGGAUGCCUUCAGCUCCAUAGGACAAAGCUGCAACUUGGACCUACCACAAAUUGCAGUGGUCGGCGGCCAGAGCGCCGGAAAAAGCUCCGUCUUGGAAAAUUUCGUCGGCAGGGAUUUUCUUCCUCGAGGAUCAGGCAUCGUUACACGCAGGCCUCUCAUCCUUCAGCUGGUCAAUAAUAAAGCAGAAUAUGCGGAGUUCCUGCACUGCAAAGGGCGGAAGUUUGUGGAUUUUGAGGAGGUGCGGGCGGAGAUUGAGGCCGAGACCGACAGGAUCACAGGAUCCAAUAAGGGCAUCUCCCCCAUCCCCAUUAACCUGAGAGUGUACUCCCCACACGUGCUGAACCUGACCCUGAUCGACCUGCCGGGGAUGACGAAGGUGGCGGUGGGGGACCAGCCACACGACAUCGAGCACCAGAUCCGAGACAUGCUGCUGCAGUUCAUCACCAAGGAGAGCUGCCUCAUCCUGGCCGUCACGCCCGCCAACACCGACCUGGCCAACUCCGACGCCCUGAAGAUCGCCAAGGAGGUGGACCCGCAGGGGCUGCGCACCAUUGGUGUGAUCACCAAGCUGGACCUGAUGGACGAGGGGACGGACGCCAGAGAGAUCCUGGAGAACAAGCUGCUGCCGCUCCGCAGAGGCUACAUCGGGGUGGUGAACCGCAGUCAGAAGGACAUCGAUGGGAAGAAGGACAUUCGAGCUGCGCUGGCGGCGGAGAGGAAGUUCUUCCUGUCGCACCCGGGAUACCGACACAUGGCCGAGCGCAUGGGAACCCCUCACCUGCAGAAAACCCUCAACCAGCAACUGACCAAUCACAUCCGGGACACGCUGCCGGGCCUGCGCAGUAAGCUGCAGAGCCAGCUGCUCUCCCUGGAGAAGGAGGUGGAGGAGUACAAGAACUUCCGGCCCGACGACCCCACGCGCAAAACCAAGGCCCUGCUACAGAUGGUACAGCAGUUUGGGGUGGACUUUGAGAAGCGGAUCGAGGGCUCGGGGGACCAGGUGGACACGGUGGAGCUGUCGGGCGGAGCCAGGAUCAACCGCAUCUUCCACGAGCGCUUCCCCUUCGAGCUGGUCAAGAUUGUCUUUGAUGAGAAGGAGCUGAGGAAAGAGAUCAGCCACGCAAUCAAGAACGUCCAUGGAGUGAGGACAGGGCUGUUCACUCCAGACCUGGCCUUUGAAGCCAUUGUGAAAAAGCAGAUCGUUAAGCUGAAAGAGCCCUGUCUCAAAUGUAUCGAUCUGGUGAUUCAGGAGCUCAUCAACACCGUCAGGCAGUGCACCAACAAGCUGGGCUCGUACCCCAGACUGAGGGAGGAGACGGAGAGGAUCGUCACCACGUACGUCCGGGAGAGAGAGGGCAAGACCAAGGACCAGGUGCUCCUGCUGAUUGACAUUGAGCUGUCCUACAUCAACACCAACCAUGAGGACUUCAUCGGCUUUGCCAAUGCACAGCAGAGAAACACACACGUCAAUAAGAAGAGGGCUAUCCCGAAUCAGCUCAGUGGACUGAGAGGGAGCGAAGAAGAGGAGGUCAUCCGCAAAGGCUGGCUGACCAUCAACAUCAGCAUCAUGAAGGGGGGCUCCAAGGAGUACUGGUUUGUCCUCACUGCUGAGUCCCUGUCCUGGUACAAGGAUGAGGAGGAGAAGGAGAAGAAGUACAUGCUGCCGUUGGACAACCUGAAGCUGAGAGACAUAGAGAAGGGCUUUAUGUCCACAAAGCACAUCUUCGCCAUCUUUAACACUGAGCAGAGGAAUGUCUAUAAGGACCUGCGUCAGAUAGAGCUGGCCUGUGACUCCCAGGAGGAUGUGGACAGCUGGAAAGCAUCGUUCCUGAGAGCAGGAGUGUACCCCGAAAAGGACCAGGUGGAGAAUGAGGAGGCGGGGCCCACCGACACCUUCUCCAUGGACCCCCAGCUGGAGCGGCAGGUGGAGACCAUCCGCAACCUGGUAGACUCUUACAUCGGCAUCGUCAACAAGACCAUCCGAGACCUCAUGCCCAAGACCAUCAUGCACCUCAUGAUCAACAGCGCGAAGGACUUCAUCCACUCGGAGCUGCUGGCGUACCUGUACUCGUCGGGGGACCAGAACUCGCUGAUGGAGGAGUCGGCCGACCAGGCGCAGCGCAGAGACGAGAUGCUGCGCAUGUACCACGCCCUGAAGGAGGCGCUGCACAUCAUCGGGGACAUCAGCACCACCACCGUCUCCGUGCCCGUGCCCCCGCCCGUCAACGACGGCUGGAUUCAGAGCGAGCCCAGCCCCACUCCGCAGCGCAGACCCCCCGCGGCCGCGCCCCCCCCCAGUCGCCCCCCAGCGGUGAGGGGCCCCACGCCGGGACCCCCCCUCAACCCCAGCCCAGCGUUUGGGGCCCCGCCCAUUCCCUCCCGCCCCGGCCCGCCAGUCAACGCCUUCAGCAGCAGCGCCCAGGACCCCUUCAGCGCCCCGCCACAGAUCCCCUCUCGGCCUGCCCGCAUCCCUCCUGGAGUGCCCAGCAGAAGACCCCCCGGCGCCCCCCACCGUCCCACCAUAAUCCGUCCAGCCGAGCCCUCCUUACUAGACUAGCCGUGGCCUGACCCACGCUUAGCGCCAAAGGGCAAACGAGAGCGAGGGGGGGGCCAGAGCACUGAGAGAGGGCCACACACACACACA